This is a messenger RNA of Rhodamnia argentea, 1860 nucleotides long. RefSeq names its product putative disease resistance protein RGA1. Gene Ontology annotation, molecular function: ADP binding. NCBI's taxonomy places the organism in Eukaryota, Viridiplantae, Streptophyta, Magnoliopsida, Myrtales, Myrtaceae. The transcript has a single exon. Gene Ontology annotation, biological process: defense response to other organism. The record is from RefSeq and is a predicted model, not a curated record. Bases 1 to 1860 code for a protein of 619 amino acids.
AUGGAUACCAUUACAGCCGUGUUGUUAGAUGCUGAGGAGCAACAGGCGAAGAACCACCGCCUGCAACUGUGGCUACGUCGGCUUCGAGACGUGUUGUACGAUGCGGAGGAUGUGCUCGAUGAACUCAAGUGUGAAGCCUUACGGAAGCGGGUAAUCAAUCGGUACGGGGGCGUCAAAGAGAAGGUACACCGCUUCUUUUCUCUCUCUAAUCCAAUGAUACUCCGUGCAAAAAUCAGUCGUAAGAUCAAGGAGAUUAGGGAGACAUUAUCAAAAAUUUCCAUCGAAAAGAAUCAGUUUGAUCUUAAUGUGCGGAGUGUCGACAAUGGUGUGGUGCAUUUGCGAUCACGAGAGAUGACUUACUCGUUCGUAAACAAGUUGGAUGUCGUCGGAAGAGAAAGUGAUAAGGAAAAGAUAAUUGAGAUAUUAAUGCAAUCAGAUCGGAAAAAUCUCUCGGUGAUUCCCAUUGUCGGAAUAGGAGGUAUGGGCAAAACGGCCCUAGCUAAAUUAGUUUAUAACGACGACAACGUGAAAGAGCAAUUCGAAUCACGACUAUGGGUGUGCGUGCCCGAGGACUUUGAUUUAAAGAAAACUAUCGAAGGAAUCAUCAAAGAUGCAACUGGUCAAAGCUCGAGUAACCUUGACAUUCAGCAAUUGCAAAUCUCUUUGCGAUACAUCAUCAAAGACAAGAAAUUUCUACUAGUCUUGGAUGACGUAUGGAGCAACGACCGCAGUAGAUGGGAAGAAUUGAAAGCUUUGCUAACCGAAGGAGCGAGUGGAAGCAAGAUAAUUGUGACAACGCGCAGUUCAAAAGUCGCUUCUAUAACGGGUACCCAUCCGGCACAUAAUCUAAGAGGUCUUUCUCAUGAAGACUCCAUGGCCUUGUUCAAAAAAUGGGCUUUCGACCAAAAGGAAAAGCACCCACGUCCUGAUCUCCUUGAAAUGGGAGAUGACAUUGUCAAAAAAUGUCAAGGAGUUCCUCUCCUUGUGAAAACUUUGGGGAGUCUACUUUUCGCAAAGGACGAAGUACCAUAUUGGGCUCAUAUAAGAGAUAGCGAGGUAUGGAAGUUAGUGGAAGAAAAAGAGGACCUUCUGCCAGUACUUAAGCUCAGUUAUGAUCAUUUACCGUCCCACUUAAAACGUUGCUUUGCCACAUUUUCGCUUUUUCCCAGAGGGUUUGAAUUUCAUAGCGGUCGUUUAGGUGCCUUAUGGAUGGCUUCAGGACUCAUUAGUUCAACAACGGAAAAAGAAGACAGUAGUGUUGAGUACGUCAAAGAGUUGCGGAAGAGAUCUUUGAUCCAAGAAGUUGAGGAGUCCGAAUCAAUAUUAACUUUUAAAGUGCACGAUCUAGUCCAUUCUCUUGCAACGAUUGUGGCUCGAAAUGAUUGCUCCAUUGUUGGCUUAGACACUGAAGAGAUUUCGGAAAGAGCACGGUACGUUUCGUUCUCUAGUUAUUCUUCAGAGGGUAUCUCAAAUUUUGAUGGAGUCCCACCAUUUCUGAGAAAACCAACUUCGAAGAGGCUCCAUGUAAUUGAUUUUCAAUUAGAUGUCAAGGAUGGAGUUAUUACUAGAGAGUUUGCUAGCACCUGUGUCUCCAAGUGUAACAAUUUACGGUAUGUGUAUUUAAGAAAUGGUAGUCUUGAGGAGCUUCCAAGUUCAAUAUGCAACUUGAAGCAAUUGAGGACGUUACUUCUCUCUGGGAACAAGCGACUGAAGAAGCUUCCGGAUACCAUUUGCGAGCUGCAGAGUUUGCUACACUUAUAUCUCGAUGGUUGCUCAGAGUUAGGCGAAUUACCCAAAAAUAUGCAGAGGCUUGUCAGCCUUAGACUUCUAACAGUAACAACAAAGCAGAAGAGUCCGUAA